Messenger RNA from Chelmon rostratus (copperband butterflyfish), 1653 nucleotides. It is a transcript of the gene tufm, whose product is annotated as Tu translation elongation factor, mitochondrial. Gene Ontology annotation, molecular function: GTP binding; GTPase activity; translation elongation factor activity. Lineage: Eukaryota; Metazoa; Chordata; Actinopteri; Chaetodontiformes; Chaetodontidae. The record is from RefSeq and is a predicted model, not a curated record. Gene Ontology annotation, cellular component: mitochondrion. Gene Ontology annotation, biological process: mitochondrial translational elongation. The transcript is spliced from 10 exons. The coding region runs from base 9 to 1349 and encodes 446 amino acids.
CGUCCAAGAUGGCGGCGCUUGUGGGACUGCGUGCAUGUUUCUCCGCCCUUCAGCUUUCUUCGCCGAGCCUCCUGCACAGCUCCUUCAAACUGUGUGCUGUGCCUCUAAGUCGGCGGACCUUUGCUGCAGAGGCUAAGAAGACAUACAGCAGAGACAAACCCCACGUGAACAUCGGAACAAUCGGACAUGUUGAUCAUGGCAAGACAACCCUGACUGCAGCCAUCACAAAAGUUCUCGCUGAUGCUGGUGGUGCUAACUAUAAAAAGUAUGAAGACAUUGACAAUGCCCCCGAGGAGAAGGCCAGAGGAAUCACCAUCAACGCCUCUCAUGUAGAAUACACCACAGCCAACAGACAUUAUGCUCACACAGACUGUCCUGGUCAUGCUGACUAUGUCAAGAACAUGAUUACUGGUACAGCUCAGAUGGAUGGCUGCAUCCUGGUGGUGGCGGGCACCGAUGGCCAGAUGCCUCAGACACGAGAGCACCUCCUCUUGGCCAGGCAGAUAGGUGUCGAGCAUGUGGUGGUUUUCAUCAACAAGGCAGACGCCGUGGAAGAUAAGGAGAUGCUGGAGCUGGUAGAGAUCGAGAUCCGCGAGCUGCUCACGGAGUUCGGCUAUGAUGGCGAGAACACACCCGUUGUGAUUGGCUCAGCCCUCUGCGCCCUGGAGAACAGAGAGCCAGACCUUGGGGCGAAUGCAGUCAUGAAACUGCUGGACAUUGUGGAUUCUUAUGUUCCUCUUCCCAAAAGAGAGCUGGAAAAACCUUUCCUUCUCCCUGUUGAAGGGGUUUAUUCCAUCCCAGGCAGGGGUACGGUGGUGACGGGCACUUUGGAGAGGGGUGUCAUCAAGAAAGGAGACGAGUCUGAGUUUGUGGGCCACAAUCGUGCCUUCAAGUCAGUGGUUACAGGUAUUGAGAUGUUCCACAAGUCUCUGGAUCGGGCAGAAGCAGGAGAUAACCUGGGCGCUUUGAUCCGAGGACUGAAGAGAGAGGAAGUGAAGAGAGGGAUGGUGAUGUGCAAACCAGGAUCCAUCAAGCCUCACCAGAAAGUCCAAGCCCAGGUGUAUAUUCUGAGUAAAGAGGAGGGAGGCAGACACAAACCCUUUGUCUCCAACUUCAUGCCCGUCAUGUUCUCUCUGACCUGGGACAUGGCCUGCAGAGUCACUCUGCCCACUGACAAGGAAAUGGUGAUGCCAGGGGAGGACACCUCCUUGACGCUCACGCUCCGCCAGCCGAUGGUUCUGGAAAAAGGCCAGAGGUUCACUCUGAGAGACGGAAACAGAACCAUCGGCACUGGCCUGGUCACAGACAUCCUGUCGUUUACAGAUGAAGACCAGCCCAACUGGGGCUGAAUGGAAACUCUGCAUACAGGGCUGGGCAGGGGAGGGGGUGCCGAGGGGGGGCCAGGGAGGGAGAAUGAGUGGGCAUCUGUGUCUGGUCAAAUCAAAUGAUUAUAGAAACAAACACAUAAACAACAUAAACAGUACAUAAACCCAUGCAUAAACCUCAAACAGUGGAGGACUUAAAGGAGUGCAUGGCUCUGCAAUUCCACCCAACCAAAAUGUGUGUAAUGUUCAGCACUGUCUUUGUGUUAACGGGCCAGAUUGUCUAAAUUAUGUCAUUUAUGUAAUAAAAUAUAUAAAAUAUAAAAAGUCA